GGUCCAUUGUAUCUUUCUCUCUCUCUAUCUCUCCUUUUACGACGAUCUGAACGACUCUUGACGAGGAGCUACUUUACGACUGCAGUUUAUUACCAGGCCUUGCAGAUUCUCACGACUCUGACUGCAUCUACUCAACUUCCUCGGGAUGAUGACACCGACACAUUGCCGCCGAAUCAGGUGAUCAACCCCAAGCCGCACGUCUCGUGAACCGUCAGUCCAAUCUACGCUUCCGCUUGGUCACUCUUUCAGCAAGACUUUCUGACAUGUCGCCCGUACCUCCACCCGCCGGCGUCUCUGUUCCCUCGGAGAACUGGGACGAAGACGAUUCGUUCGACUUUGAUCCGAACUCGUCCAACCUCGUCCUCGCUUCGUCUUCCAGCCCCUCUGAAUCCUCAUCGUCCCCCAAGACCCAUCCACCACAUCAUGUUCACCAGCACCACCAGCACCAUCGACACGGAUCCAAGACAUCCAUCUCUCAAUCUCAUAUCUCGUCGCCGUUGCGUCAGUCCCAUCUCAAUUUCAAAGCCCCUGGAUCUUCCCAACGUAACGACAACGACGACGACGAAGACGAGGUGGAUUUCGACCUCGAUUUGCCAGACUCGUUCCCAGCUCAAGGCUCUCCACAGGUCAAUCCUCGUCUUCGAUCCAACCCUUCAUCCAGUCACCAAUCGAUUCGCAACCUCCCCGCUCAAAUCAUCGGUCAAGGUCCGAAAGGUGUCGGUACGGUCACUCGCUUAGGCUCGACUGGUAAUGGAGGCAGCUCUAGAGGACCAAGUAAACCUACUGGUUUGGUCUCAGCUCAUUCCAAAGCUAUAGAAAGGGCAUGGGAGAACGACGUGGAUUUCGAUUCACUAGAUGACGACGAUGUGGAUGAACCACUCCCUUCAACGCUUGCUCGACGAUUGACACUCUCUCCUCCAAAAGCUAGGAUCAUGCCUGGUCCCGAUGCUCUCGAUGAUAUCGAUCUGGACCUGGAAGACGGCGAAGCCACUCUGAAAGCUGGUGCAACGAUCAAAGCCAUGUUACCGCCCAAACGAGUCGUGAAACCUCAAGAAGACGAGUUGGAGAACGAUUUCGUCCUUCCUCUCAACGUCAGGAACCUCACACUCGCCACGGCAUCCCAUGUUCUACCUGGAAACCGGACUGUAGGACUACCCGAUUCACCGUCUACAUCGACGAGCGGUAAGAAAUCCGGCUCGUUCAGCUGGGGAGAUAGCCCGAAACGCCGGAGCGAAACGAGUGUCACUUCCUUGACGGACGGACCUAGCAAGGUGAUCCAAGGAUCAGGCAACAAAGGAACAGGGCAGGAGGCCGAUCUGUUUGGAGAAGAAGAGGAUAUGGAAGAUGGGAUCAUCAUUCCGUCCGGAACAUUCUUCUCAUCCGGUCAAGCGAAGGAAUUGAACAAGAUUCUCGAUCGAAAACGACGGGGUCCACCUCCCAUCCAGGCGCCCACCGCCGCCGCGCAUCAUCGUCAAGGCACAGAUGAUAUGUUUAGGACAGGCGACGAGUCGAUCGAAGAUGGUCUAGUGUUGGAGAAUCCUCGAACGGAGUUAUCCCGCAGACGAUUGGAUCGAGCUGUCAAAGCGCGCACGCCUAAUUCCCAGUUGAAGAAGCAUGCUAAGAGCGGUGGAGGAGCAACGACGGGAUCUUCAGCAGCUCGAGAAGCGAGAGAGAGAGCUUGGGAGAAACAAAGAGAACAUGGUUGGGGAAGGCAUAUCCCUUCUCAACCUUUGCCAUCCAGUUCCACUGGUCGAGCUCAGAGUGCACUUGGCUUCACUGGUCGAAGCCAUUCAUCAGGGACCGUGGGGCUUAAUAAUCUCGCCUCUGCUUCGAAACGCGAUACAUCAGCCAAGGACUCGACCUUGUCAAGAACGCGAAUGCACUCGAUGGCCAUGUUGCCUCCGCCAAUACCCGAAUCGAGAGAUGGGAUUCCACCGCCGCCCACAACGCCUUCGUCGUCUUCCCGUUUACGACACCAAAAGUCGUUUCACCAUAUUCCUCCUCAAUCACCUUCCCUCGCUCGCAAGCAGUCUCUGGCGUCGCUCCAAGAUGCCAUGACCUCCGGCUCCCAUCCACUCCCAACUCCUCCCUCAAGCCUGUCCAAGACUUCGGGAUCAGCUGAAACCCCAGGACGAUACCAUCAUUCGACGUCACGACUCACCAUGCCCACAUCAUCAUCCUUGGCCAAGUCAAGACCGCCGCUGAACAACAUUUUCCCAAAGACCGAGUUUACAGCGUCCUCGUCCGCCAGCAGCAUCUCCUCGGGAUCUAGAGAAAUGGCAUCUGUUCCGAGAUCAAAGUCUGGCAAAGGCAGCUGGGGACGAGAUCAAUUGAUCGCGCCGCCCGCUACGAUGAGUGUGCCUCGUAAAGGUCGUCGGUGGGAUGGCAAUGAGCUCGAUGGGAUCGAGGACAUACCAGUGGAUGGCAAGUCGAGUGGGAGCUUUGGCCGUUCAAAGUCGAGAAAGGCCCUCGACCUGCAAGCGAUGGGCUCGAAACCAUUUGCGGAGCAAGUAUCUGACGCUGAGCGUCGGAGACUAGCACCUCGCAGUAUGAACAAGCCGCGGAUAGGUAGGCGAAUGCCCGCGUUGAUCAGUCACAAGGGCAGGAAUGACAAGGUCAUAGUCGUCGGUGACAUGACGUUUAAUCCACGAACACAACGAUGGGAAGGCAAUGAAGCCAUGCUACGAGAUUUCGACCCUCCGACUGCGCCAUCAGUCCGACCAGCACUGAUCACUCACUACACUGGCUCUUCAGUAGGAGGCGUCAGGUCACCACUACAUGGUGCUGGAGGUCCUGGCGGAUCAGGAUAUGGUGGAGGAGGAGGUGGGGGCACAGUACGAAUCGUGGGCAACAUGAUGUUUGAUCCGGAGAAAAUGUGUUGGGUUUCAACGCUUGCACCGGAAGACGAUGAGCCUGACCCAUUCGCCAAUAUGGCGGAUGAUGAGGACGAAGAUGUCGGAGGAACGAUCACGCGGGCUACUGCGAAACGGUUCGUGGCUGUCGGUGGGGCUCACAUGCCCAGCUCGACCUACACGACAGGUGGAAUGAAGACAUCUCAGAGCUCCACCGCUCUGAGCCAUGAAUCCGGUUGGUCCUCUCGUAUGGCGUCGGAAAGCAGCAUGUCCGCCAUGUCGUGGGAUGAGAGAGGAGGAGGUUUACAGGGUGAACGGGUGGACAUUCCAGUGGGGCUGAUAGAGGAGUGCAGAGAAGCAGAAGAGAGACACAAGAAGGAAAUGCGAGGAUGGAUGGUUCGUGCGGGUCCAGGUGGGGCCGAAAGCGACAAGCGGGAUCGAGGGCGGAGGGAGGAAAAGAGGUUAUGGGAGAUUAGAGUGUUAGCGACGUCUUGAGGAUGGGACAUGGGAUGAUCUGCAUUCAUGUCGCGCUCAGAGUUUGCCGUGGUGUGGUUCAUUCCAUCCGGGGGAGCAACACGAUUAUAC
Messenger RNA from Kockovaella imperatae, 3437 nucleotides. RefSeq lists its product as hypothetical. Gene Ontology annotation, biological process: regulation of Ras protein signal transduction; mitotic spindle orientation checkpoint signaling. The transcript is spliced from 3 exons. Gene Ontology annotation, cellular component: SIN/MEN two-component GAP complex; mitotic spindle pole body. The record is from RefSeq and is a predicted model, not a curated record. Gene Ontology annotation, molecular function: GTPase activator activity. Lineage: Eukaryota; Fungi; Basidiomycota; Tremellomycetes; Tremellales; Cuniculitremaceae. The coding region runs from base 264 to 3347 and encodes 1027 amino acids.